Messenger RNA from Ricinus communis (castor bean), 2412 nucleotides. Its product is annotated as disease resistance protein RPM1-like. The transcript has a single exon. Bases 96 to 1337 code for a protein of 413 amino acids. The record is from RefSeq and is a predicted model, not a curated record. Gene Ontology annotation, biological process: defense response to other organism. Gene Ontology annotation, molecular function: ADP binding. Lineage: Eukaryota; Viridiplantae; Streptophyta; Magnoliopsida; Malpighiales; Euphorbiaceae.
GAAUUACUGUCUCCAAGUCAUUUAGCCACACAGAGCUUCUACGAGCUGCACUUCAAGGCUUUCUAGAGGCAACAAAGGAACCAGCUCCGGAGGGAAUGGAGUUAAUGACCGAUUUCCAAUUAGUUGAUGCAAUCAGGACACUUCUCCAUCAGAAGAGGUACAUAAUCGUCUUUGAUGAUGUAUUGAGUGUGGACGCUUGGGAUGCAAUAAUGUACGCAUUCCCCGAUUGUAAUUCUGGCAGUAGAAUUAUCUUCACAACAAGAUCAAGCAAUGUAGCAGCAUCUUUAGAGAUUACUAAUCGUGUUUAUCAUCUACAACCCUUAACACAGUCAGAGGCUUGGACCCUCUUCUGUAGAAAGGCCUUCAGAGCGGAACAUAAAGGUGUAUGUCCUGUAGAGCUAGAAGAGUUGUCUAGAGGUAUCUUGAGGAGGUGUGAGGGGUUGCCACUCGCAAUUGUAGCUAUAGGAGGUAUGCUAUCGAAGAAGAUUAAAGUGGGUUCAGAGUGGAGGAAAGUGCAUGAUAGCUUAGCUGCUGAAUUCAGAAAUGACAACAACCUUGGGAGUUUACAGAGAAUACUUCUAUUGAGUUACAAUGAUCUUCCACAUUACCUUAAACUAUGUUACUUGUAUUUAAGUGUGUUCCCUGAGGAUUACUUAAUUAGAAGAACGAAUUUGGUCCGACUAUGGGUAGUUGAAAGGAUUGUGAAAGAAAAGCAAGGACUAACAAUGGAGGAAGCAGCAGAGGACUACUUUAAUGAACUCGUUAGCAGGAGUAUGAUUCAAGUAGUAGAAGUGGAUUUUUCCUAUAGGGUCAAAACAUGUCGGCUUCAUGAUCUAAUGCGAGAAAUAAUCCAAUUAAAAUCCAAGGAAGAAUCAUUUGUUGUGAUAGCAAAUGAAGGAGGCAUCAGAACAAAUGAUAAAGUUCAUCGAUUAUCGAUCCAUGAUAAUCCCAAGGAAUUAUCAUCAGGUAUCAGAUUUCCAUAUCUUCGAUCUCUGCUUCUAUUUACGCCAACCGAUUCUGUCGCCUGCUUCGGGCAUGCUCUGUUUCGUGAUUUCAAGUUAUUAAGAGUCUUGGAGCUAGAAAAUCUGCCUCUUUUGAGUUUUCCACCCGAGUUGAUUGGAUUGAUUCAUUUGAGGUACUUAAGUUUGAGAAGAACAAUGAUAACAGUGCUUCCAGAGUCCAUAAGAAAGCUUAAGAACCUCGAAAUACUGGAUCUGAAAAGAAGUCUCGUAUCAUCCCUACCCUACGGGAUAUUGGAGCUGAAAAAUCUUCGCCAGCUCCGUAACUAUCGUUAUCGUUCUGGGUCAUCAAUGUUUUCCCAGACGUACACGGAAUGAGAGUGCCACCAGGAAUAGGAAGACUGACGAGCAUACAGAAAUUAGGAACCAUUGAAGUGAAUGAUGAUUGUGAGUUAGUGAAGGAGUUGGGAAAGUUAACUCAGCUUCGGAGGUUGGGAGUUGGAAUGGUAAGAAAAGAACAUGGGAAGGAUCUAUGUUAUAGUUUGGACAGGAUGAAACAUCUUACUGCAUUGUUCUUGGUUUCAAUGAACCGAGAUGAACUUUUAUGUCUGGACUCUGUUGCGUCACCUCCCACAAAUCUUCAAUGUCUAUACCUUAAUGGUUGUUUGUUGACUUUACCUAAAUGGAUAGCGUCACUUCGCUAUCUUUCCAAGCUCGUCUUUCAAUUUUCUAAAUUGCCGAACGACCCACUUAAAGCCCUCCAGGAUUUGCCUAGCUUAGUGGUGCUUGAAAUCAGAGAAGCUUAUGAUGGAGAAGAACUAUGCUGUGAUGCUAGAGGUUUCUCAAGGCUUAAGAAGCUUGGUCUUUAUCAACUCAAAAGCUUGCAGAGCAUAAAAUUGGCGGAAGGAGCAAUGCCUGGACUAAAGAGGCUAGACAUCACAGCAUGUGAAAAGUUAGAAAUGGUGCCACAGGGCAUUGAGCACCUGACAAACAUAGAAGAACCGCUACUGUGGGAUAUGCCUUCAAAAUUCUUGAGGACAAUUGCGCGGUCCGACGGGGAAGACUUCUGGAGGGUUCGAAACAUCCCAACAAUCAGACGUAUCUACGAAAGUCGCGGGAGAUGGGCGGUUGAAACUAUUUAAUCAUUGAAGUGGCAGCCGUUUUUCCCAAGUUCAAAGGCUUGCAUAAUCUAUUGCCUAGGCAUCUGCAUAUUGAACUCCUGUUUCUCUUCCCACGACAAUUUUAACAGUUUCUACAGAUAGAAGACAAUGUCGGCGGGUGCUUGAUUUCCAUUUGGAGGUUCACUUCCUUGGCCAGGACACUCUACUCAAUAACAUGAAUAAUGAGAAAGAUAAAGUUUCAUCAUUUCAGUCAGUUUUGUUUCUAUUUUAUGAUUAUUUAAUUAGUUGUGAUAACACUAAUUAUAUUUUAUAAUAAUAAUUUCUUUCUAUUA